Messenger RNA from Vespula vulgaris, 3376 nucleotides. RefSeq lists its product as uncharacterized. NCBI's taxonomy places the organism in Eukaryota, Metazoa, Arthropoda, Insecta, Hymenoptera, Vespidae. The record is from RefSeq and is a predicted model, not a curated record. The coding region runs from base 9 to 3245 and encodes 1078 amino acids. Gene Ontology annotation, molecular function: protein binding. The transcript is spliced from 12 exons.
CCGUAAAAAUGCUUUAUACCCUAAUAGGACAGUACGUAACAGAGUUGCGAGCUAACGAAAUUAUAUGCAAUCAUGUCGGGUUUCUUACCGGACAGAACGUUUCUUUCCGUUGGACGAAUAUGUACCAAGCUCGGUAUGUGACGAUCGUCGUACUCUGCUGGUUCACCGUAAUUUACGGUAACGUUGUAAGGAAUGAGGAUAUUUGUGGAACACAUAAUGGCAGACGUCUAUAUCUCGAACUCGGCGAAAAGGGUAUUCUUUAUGCUAAAAAUGUAUCCUUCAUAAAAAAUGCACCUAGACAACAAACAUCACGAAUUUAUGCGACUAAUAGUUCGCAUGAUCAAUGCAGUCUCGAAUUAGUAACCUGUCCGUCAUGCGUUAUAAUAGUUACUUUCAAGAAUAUUGCAUUAUCGCAUCAUUGCGGUGAUGGUGGUGUUAUGAUGGAUAAUCCGUGCAGAUGUGAUUACGUUUGGAUUUCCGAGCCACCAUAUGAAGACGUUUCAGGUACACCUUUCUGCGGUUUAUAUUCACCUAUCAUAUACAGAUCGAGUACCAGAACGCUAUCCAUCACUUUGCUCUACAGUCAAUCGCAUAAGCAUGCUUUUACACUGGAAUAUACGGCCGAAAGAAACAGACUACAUCUUAAAGGAACAGAAAUGAUGACAGCAGUUACAAAAGGUCUGAACAGUACAGGUGGAGGUAUUCUUACAUCACCGUUUUUUCCAGCUCGAUAUCCACGAGACUUAGGUUUGGAAUACCUAAUAACAUGUCCUUCCGAAGCUCCAUCAUGUCGAGUCAGAUUGUUGUUCAGCGAUUUCCAAUUAGCUACGGUUUCUAUCAUGGAAUUUUACGAUUGGAACGGUCAGCGACUCGACGUUAGCAGUGGUGCGAGAUUUCGUCCACCGGUGAUAGUAAGUUCCGGCCCUUCCCUUUUAAUAAGAUUCUACGCUAAUGGUGGUACCGGGCUAGGAUACAAAGCCUUUUAUUCCUUCGUUAUCGGCCAUCUUUACGACAAGUCGAUUCACCCUAUAACGGAUUGUGGAGGAUACGUAGAAAAUUUAGGUGGGGCCAUCACUAUGAUGGACAUGGUAGGUCAAGGCGUAAAAACUUACGAUUGCGUGUGGCUGAUCAGACCACCUAAGAAUUUCCUCCACAUGAAGACUCAUAUGUAUUUAAAAGUGGUUGCUUUCGCUGACAUGGCUGGGAACACGGAAUUGACUAUAAAACAAGGGCCAACGUCAGCUCUUUUACCUCUGGAAGUUUUAAGACAUCCUGUCAGCCAACUACAACCACUUAGACACAGAGAACACAUCGCUCCUGUUACCAGUGGAUUUCACGUGAGCCUUCGUGGUACUUUUGGUUCCACAUCGCAUCUAGCUAUAGCCUACACCGCUUUCAGUUACAUGGACUGCUUCACGGGCUCCGACUUUCUGUGUCAAAAUCACAGAUGCAUACCGAGCCAACUUAAUUGUGACGGAUUCGAUCAUUGCGGAGACAACAGUGACGAACCAGCUACAUGUUUCAGAGAUUGGGACGUUGAACCUCAAGAUAGAAAAUGGCAUACGAAUAAAGCGAAUUAUUAUUUCCCAAAGAUCGACCGUUACCCUGAUUUAAAAACAGCUACAUUGGUCUUCGUUGCGAGUAGCCUUGGUUUAAUCGUUUUGAUAUCGGCCCUUAUCGUAUUAUUAUACAGAAUGGGUGCCAGAGCUAGACAGCAGAGAGAAUUACAAUCUCGUUUACAGACUAUCAGUGAGCUCCUAGUCUUUGACAUUACAGACGGAGCAAGGAUCGAUGAAAUCUCAGUGGCGGAUGACCCACCGGUUUACGAAGCACCACCUGGAUACGACGAAGUCAUCAAACUAAGCUUAGAAUCCGACGGUCUUAGACAAAAGAAGAGAAGCUUCAGUCGCGAGCCACGAAGUACAAGUUCGCCAAGUCGAUGUUCACACGAGCAAGAGCCGCAGUCAUCCAUGUAUCUAGUAGUAGAGGGAGCCAGUACAAGUCGUGGUAGUCAAACAACUCCAACGACCUCUACUACGAGGAAUCCAAGAGUUCCUGAGAGUCCACCACCACCAUACGUUACUCCUCCGGGAUCAAUCGGGAGAAAUCUUAAUAUUUCAGAGAUACCUUCUUCUUCUUCGGGAUCGGGUGAAAUCGAGAUUAUCGGAAGAAAAAGAUAUCGCCGUGCCUGGUUACGAAAAAGUUGUGACUUCUCUCGAUCCCAGCCAUCUAAUAACGAGGAUAUAGUACCGAUGAAAGGUCCUUCUUCAUCGCUCGACGCAGAAGUCCUUGGUGCGUAUCUCCAGGACUACAUUGCCUCGUGUUCGAGCUGCACGACCGAUUGCUCUGUUCCACAGCCGAACAGCUCUCAGAAUGCAUCGAUCGACAUCAACGGAGACUCGCAAGAGACAGGAGAAGGCGUAGGAACAGACGAAGACAAGGGACAUCAGGUCGCCGUCGUCGAUAAUUCGCAGAAUGGAAAUACCGACGAGUGUGCUUGUGAGGGUGCCUGUGGAUGUGUCAAUAAUCAGUCAGUCUUAAUCAACGAAAUCAAGAUCAAGCAGGACGAAGAAGAACUCGAAGUUCCGAUGAACGAAGAAUUUUCAGAACAAACGGCGGAUGAAUCAGGCAUGAAUAAGAAUAGGGAACACGAGGAGGAAGAGUUAUCUCAUAAAAAUGCUAUUAUCAGACUUCUCGGUAGCAGCUGUUCAAGGCAUAGCAGAUCAUCGUCCAUUAGUAAUGUAAAUUCGACAGCUAUAUCCACGACAACUUCGACUCCUUGCGGUACAUUAGGAAGAUCCUUUAGGAAAGUGUCCGUCUGUUCGCGUGACAGUUAUGCAACUAAAAUAUCCACCAUCAGCGUCUGCAACAGUUACGAGAAACUUCACGAUGAGUUUCAAUUCAUAUCCGAAGCAGCAAGCGUUAUUGGGGCUACUAAUCCAAGCACUAUGGCUAAUACACCUAUUAGCACACCGAAAAUCAUCAAUCUUCAACGUAGACGAGCUAGAAGAUACUCCAGCUGUGAUCUGAAUAGUUUUUACGAGAGUAUCAAAAUCUUGGAUUCUUACCUUGCGCAUAGAGGGAAGUCUAAUCAAGGUCGUAGACAAUCGACCGUUGCUGUAAUGCUCUUUGGUACUCCUGAACACUCUGGAAGACGUCUAACUCGCAUUUCUAGAUCGGCCGAAGGAACGAUACGAACUCGUACUCGCAUCUGGCGUUCUAACGAUGAUACCUUGUUCAAUUGAUCUUCCUAGAAAUUACUUGAAGAAUUUUUUCCUUUCUCUAUUCGUUAGAUUUUAGAUGACAAAGAAAUUUGCAAAUUUUAUCAAGAUGUUCGAUUAUUGUGAAAUAAAAGAAAGAGAAAUGUGUCUAUAGA